AUGGAGAACACUCCGUACCACGACUCCCCUCCACCCUCCCGAAGCUCUUCACCAACCCGCCCCACUCGCUCACGCUCCACAUCCUCCUCGCACAGCUCUUCGACCAUAAAACCGCUUCCUGCGCCGCCGCAACCAGCGCCUGUACACGAGCCCUAUCGCGACGAUCCACCAAACACACAUCACAACGACCCUUCCACAUACCGCGACGAGCCAUCAUCCACAUAUCGCGAUGACCCACCACCACACGCGGCCCGCAUCCCACGCCAAUCCUCCAGCAUACCACCACCAACAACGACCCUACACCGACUCAGCGCCCGUCACACCUCUCCCAACCGACGACAAUAUCCCCCUAGCGUACCUAAUCCCACCCUACCCCUCAAACUCCCCGCCCCCGUACUCCGUCGCCAUCCGCGAAACACUCCUCAUCCAACACCAACACCCAUACCACGCGUACGCACCCUCGCAAACACCCUACCACGACGCGCCAAUCUUCCCUACCUCACGGCGCCGCGACGUGCUCGUCGAAAUUGA
This is a messenger RNA of Parastagonospora nodorum SN15, 531 nucleotides long. RefSeq lists its product as hypothetical. The record is from RefSeq and is a predicted model, not a curated record. The transcript has 2 exons. Bases 1 to 531 code for a protein of 176 amino acids. NCBI's taxonomy places the organism in Eukaryota, Fungi, Ascomycota, Dothideomycetes, Pleosporales, Phaeosphaeriaceae.